GGUAGGUAGGUACGUUUGCGUGGCGUUGCUUGCGUCGCUUCGUAGCGAGCGAGCACGCUUCUGGAGCCGGGCUCUCCCAAAAGCCUCGCAAGCUCUGGCAGUCGUGAGUGACCAACUCAUCGAAUAGGGUGAUUCGCGCUUUCACUAAUCUCGAGCGGCAUUUUUGUCAUUCUCGCAUGUACCGCGUUUCACCUUAAAGAAGAAGAAGAAGAAAUAACCCUUUGUGAUUAUUACAUUUAGUUUUAAAAUUUUGACUUCAAAAAUUUGGUUAUAUUUCAGAUUUGAAAAAAUUGCCAAAUGAAGCCGGGUUUAGAGGGAAUGCAUUUUGACAAGUAGUUAGAAAUUACGGAAACUUAGGGUUCGAUUGAAAAUUUGAAUGUAAUUUGGAGAACGUUGGAAUGUCAGAAAUGAAGGUCACUGCAGCGACAGUUGAAUUAGUUGAUGUUCGACUUGGAGGUCGAUGGAAUUCAAUGGGAAUGUAGCGAAUUCUGAUGUGUGCGGUAUUGUUGUUGAAAUAACAUCAUUAGAGAUAGAGAGGAUUCUGAUCAAUUUGAAGCAGAAGAAUGAGAAUUUCUAAAGAGGAAAAGUGUUGUAUAUAUUGAUAAUGGUGAAAGGCAAAGUGCCAAGACGUUGUUGGCUAGUGCUGCUGCCGCGUGUGCGGUCAUUUCGGCUGCGUAACAUCAAUGUUGUAGGGUCAGGAAUAUUGUGAAUUUCUCUUGUGGAGAAUUUAAGAGGGAUGCCGAACUAUGAUCUUGGGGGCGAUGACACGAGACCUCACUAGAUCAGGGGGUCAUAGAUCAACGUUGUCGGCGUGGUCGUCGUCGCCGUCGACGUCGCCGCAGCUCUUGACGUCGUCGCCGGCGUCGUCGACGCCUCGUGUAAGCGGCACAAAAAGUUAUAGUUAAUAUUAACUGUUUUAGUUAAAUAAAAAAUAUUUCGGACGAACUCAAGUUUAAUUUUUUUUGAUGAUGAUUGAUAAGCCUCAUUUGUCCCAAUAGAUUGGGUCAAGAAGAAAAAAAAAAGAAAAAAAAAAGAAAGUUUGAAGAAAGAUGGCCUCGGUUGCGGCAUGGUUGCCGUUUGCCCGAGCGGCUGCCAUUGGAUGGGUGCCGAUCGCCACCCAUCCCUUACCACCACCACCGAUAUCGAAAGAUCGUCGCAAGGCCGAUGAUGAAAAAUUGUUGAUUAACGUAAGUGGUCGUCGUUUUGAGACCUGGCGAAAUACAUUAGAAAAAUAUCCAGACACAUUACUUGGAUCGAAUGAAAGGGAAUUUUUCUAUGAUGAAGAAAGUAAGGAGUAUUUCUUUGAUCGUGAUCCAGAUAUAUUUCGGCAUAUACUCAAUUAUUAUCGUACUGGUAAACUUCAUUAUCCAAAGCAUGAAUGUUUGACAAGUUAUGAUGAGGAACUUGCAUUCUUUGGAAUUCUUCCUGAUGUUAUUGGUGAUUGUUGUUAUGAGGACUAUAGAGAUCGAAAACGUGAGAAUGCCGAACGACUUAUGGAUGAUAAAUUAAGCGAGAAUGGUGAUCAGAAUUUACAACAGCUAACGGAUAAUCGAGAAAAAAUGUGGAGAGCAUUUCAAAAUCCUCAUAUAUCGACGGCGGCAUUGGUAUUUUAUUAUGUGACAGGAUUUUUCAUUGCUGUCAGUGUAUUGGCAAAUGUUGUUGAGACGGUACCCUGUGGUAAUCGACCUGGUCGUGCAGGUACCCUAUCAUGUGGGGAGAGAUAUAAGAUUGUAUUUUUCUGCUUGGACACUGCCUGUGUUAUGAUAUUUACAGCAGAAUAUUUAUUGAGGUUGUUUGCAGCACCUAGUAGAUGUAAAUUUGCAAGAUCAGUCAUGUCGAUUAUUGAUGUGGUAGCCAUAUUGCCAUAUUAUAUUGGAUUGGGAAUAACGGACAAUGAUGAUGUUUCGGGGGCAUUUGUCACAUUACGUGUAUUUCGUGUUUUUCGAAUUUUCAAAUUCUCGCGUCAUUCACAGGGUCUUAGGAUUCUGGGUUACACUUUAAAAUCUUGCGCCUCUGAACUUGGAUUUCUCGUUUUUUCCCUUGCAAUGGCUAUCAUUAUAUUUGCUACGGUAAUGUUCUAUGCGGAAAAGAACGUUGAAGGAACAAAUUUCACAUCGAUACCGGCUGCGUUUUGGUACACGAUUGUCACCAUGACCACGUUGGGAUACGGUGACAUGGUGCCAGAAACUAUUGCCGGAAAAGUCGUUGGAGGUGUUUGCUCGCUCAGCGGUGUGCUUGUGAUCGCUUUACCCGUACCUGUUAUCGUCAGUAAUUUCAGUCGAAUUUAUCAUCAAAAUCAACGUGCCGAUAAGAGGAAAGCUCAAAGGAAAGCAAGACUUGCGAGAAUUAGGAUUGCAAAGGCGUCGAGUGGUGCGGCAUUCGUCAGUAAAAAGAAGGCAGCUGAGGCACGAUUGGCUGCUCAGGAAAGCGGCAUGUCUCUCGACGAUCAUUACAAGGAGGAGGAUAUUUUCGAAUUACAGCAUCAUCAUCUUCUUCGUUGUUUAGAAAAAACUACGGAUCGAGAAUUCGUUGAGAUGGACGUGCCGUACAAUGGAGCCCCGAAGAGGCCCGGUUCCCCAUCGCCUUUGACGUCUCCAGCACACAGUACAGCAUCCCGAAGCAGAAUGUUGCUUUCAUGUUGCCGUCGUUGUUAUCCACAGAGAUAUCAGCAGGCGUACAGUCAGUACAUCCCGGCGACAAGGGCCCAAGUCACUGAGGGUCAGGGGGGUCAGACAGGGGUGGACGGCACUUAUCUCGUCGAGGCCUCAUUUUGAGAUACAAUAUCGAACAAAAUUCGAACUGAGUCACAAAAAAAAGUAAAUCUUAAAUAAAAAAUAAAAAAAAAUUCUAGAAAUUCUCAAAAAAACGAGAAUUUACCAAUAAAAAAAAAAAAAACACUCUUAGAAAAAAUAAUAAUAAUAAACACACACAGAGAGAGCCUCGUAGAAACGGAUUAAUAAAAAAAUGAAAUAGAAAAAGACCGAUGCGAGGCCAAACAGGAAAAAAAAAAGUCGGGAGUCAAAAAAUACACACACGUCUCGAAAUGCACUAUAGCUUCUAAGAGAAAGAUUAAAAAAAAAAAUAACAAAUACUACCUGAAGUCACACACUAUCAAUGAAAUUCUUCUAUUUGCCUAUUUCCGUGCCCAUCGCUGAUGAUCGACAUCUUUACAAUGGGAAUAUAUGACACAUCUGUGACCAUCGUUAUUGUCAUUGUCAACAACUGCCACCUUCCAUUUAAUGGCUUCGUUGGACUCUGGAUCCGGUUCAAUUUUAAAUGACCCACAUCAAAAUCCACACUCAAUGGCUUCUAUUUUUUCAAAAAAAAAAAAACAAAAAACAAAAAAAAAUAUCGCUGAAAAAUAAUGCGUAAAAAAUAUAUUUGAAAAAUGCCCGCAAACGAAAAUAUUGAUAAAAUACGACACUAAAUGUGGCGUUAUUUAUUUUGUGUGGAAAAUAUCUGUAAAUAAAUGAAUGAAAAAAAAAAAAACAUAAA
Molecule: messenger RNA, 3495 nt
Organism: Leptopilina boulardi
Lineage: Eukaryota; Metazoa; Arthropoda; Insecta; Hymenoptera; Figitidae
Gene: Shal
Product: potassium voltage-gated channel protein Shal
Exons: 5
Coding region: 1050-2774 (574 amino acids)
Biological process (GO): protein homooligomerization; potassium ion transmembrane transport
Cellular component (GO): membrane; voltage-gated potassium channel complex
Molecular function (GO): protein binding; A-type (transient outward) potassium channel activity
Source: RefSeq, a predicted model, not a curated record